AUGUUGGCUGGCCUUCAAAAGUACGCACAGGCUGCGACUGUGGGAGAUCUUGCGGUGGAAUUUAACGCUGCAGCUCUCAGCAUCAAGGAUGGCAUUGUAGCAGAGGCCACCCCAGACAAUGGCGUAGCUGUCAGAAUCGGCACCGAAGAGAAGAUGCCCGGCACUUACACGCUCGUCAUAUCUAAAAACGGCACCAAGUGCGACUCACCCUCGUCCAUGUGCAUUAUGCAACCGGGCCUUAUCUCAUCGUCUCUAAAAACCAUGGUGGACGGCAAGAUGGUGUUUGAGCUUGUGGAUCCAAACAAGCCCGCCGCCCAAGCACCUUCUGUCGCCAAGCUAUCUGUGGAGAAGCUUCCCUUGAUGCAAGGCUCCACCCAAGUUCUUCUCAACACAACGGACGGCCAACCCAAGGAUGUCGCAGACAUGCUCUCAGGGUCGUGGUCAAAGACACACACGGUCGCCCGCAAGGUGCUCAGCGCAACAAAAACCCUAAGCACGUCUGGGGGACUGCUGGAUUGGUUUACUAUUCCCAGCAAGACUGUCGAGGCCAGGUCGCGCAGGACCAGGAGGCCAAAGAGGCCUGCUAGGAACGUUACCUUCGACUUUCUCAACGACGACAACAAGGACGACGAGGAGAAGAACUAUGGAGUCAUGCUUCAGACAUCGUCUUUUGGAUGGGCUGCGGCUUUCCUUGCGGUGUUGGUGAUUGUAUAA
Molecule: messenger RNA, 714 nt
Organism: Bipolaris zeicola 26-R-13
Lineage: Eukaryota; Fungi; Ascomycota; Dothideomycetes; Pleosporales; Pleosporaceae
Exons: 2
Coding region: 1-714 (237 amino acids)
Source: RefSeq, a predicted model, not a curated record